UUACACAUUUUGUACAUCAAUCAAUCAAAAUGAAAAUAUUCCUCUUCUUCCUUGCCCUAACAACCUUACAAGGUUUUUGCCUAGGCCAAAACUCACCACAAGACUUCCUCGAUGCUCACAAUAGUGCCCGGGCUCAAGUCGGUGUGGGGCCCUUGUCGUGGGACGAAAGCGUGGCGAAUUUCGCACGAAACUACGUGAACUCUAGGCUGGGAGACUGCAACAUGGUCCACUCUGGCAAUAGGCAAUACGGUGAGAACCUUGCCAAGGGCUCGGGCGAUUUCACCGGCCGUGCAGCCGUGAACUUGUGGGUGGGUGAGAAGGCUUACUAUAACUACGAUUCGAACUCAUGUGCUGGAGGCCAGGUGUGCGGCCACUACACUCAGGUGGUGUGGCGCAACUCCAACCGACUAGGCUGCGCUAGGGCUCGGUGCAACAACGGUUGGUGGUUCAUUUCGUGCAACUACGCUCCACCGGGCAACUACGUCGGACAAAAGCCGUAUUGAACGGACGCCUCUUAAUUAAUCAAUAGGGUCAAUGUUAAACUACAAUACUAAUUAAAUAAGUGGCCCUAUAUAUAUAUAUUUCAAUCAUGUUAUGUUGUGAAAGUUAUUAAUGUUUGUAUGAAUAAGAUGAUCUUCAUCUCAUGCUAGUACAAUUAUGAUGAAAUGUGAUCUAAGGAUGUGACUUUAUGAUCAUAAUUGUUCGUUUCUAU
Molecule: messenger RNA, 712 nt
Organism: Salvia splendens (bonfire salvia)
Lineage: Eukaryota; Viridiplantae; Streptophyta; Magnoliopsida; Lamiales; Lamiaceae
Product: pathogenesis-related leaf protein 4
Exons: 1
Coding region: 30-503 (157 amino acids)
Cellular component (GO): extracellular region
Source: RefSeq, a predicted model, not a curated record